Ostrea edulis (European flat oyster) is the source of this 504-nucleotide messenger RNA. RefSeq lists its product as uncharacterized. NCBI's taxonomy places the organism in Eukaryota, Metazoa, Mollusca, Bivalvia, Ostreida, Ostreidae. The coding region runs from base 1 to 504 and encodes 167 amino acids. The record is from RefSeq and is a predicted model, not a curated record. The transcript has a single exon.
AUGAAGGCAGGAGAUGGAGAUAUGUUAGAGAAGGCAGAAGAUGAAGAUAUGUUAGAGAAGGCAGAGGAUGAAGAUAUGUUAGAGAAGGCAGAGGGUAAAGGUAUGUUAGAGAAGACAGAUGAUGAAGGUAUAUUAGAUAAGGCAGGAGAUGGAGAUGUGUUAGAGAAGGCAGGAGAUGGAGAUAUGUUAGAUAACGCAGGAGAUGGAGAUGUGUUAGAGAAAGCAGAGGAUGAAUAUAUGUUAGAGAAGGCAGAGGAUGAAGAUAUGUUAGAGAAGGCUGGUGAUGAAGAUAUGUUAGAUAAGGCAGGAGAUGGAGAUGUGUUAGAGAAGGCAGGAGAUGGAGAUGUGUUAGAGAAGGCAGAGGAUGAAGAUGUGUUAGAGAAGGCUGGUGAUGAAGAUAUGUUAGAGAAGGCGGAGGAUGAAUAUAUGUUAGAGAAGGAAGAGAAUGAAGAUCUGUUAGAAAAGGCAGAGGAUGAAGAUAUGUUAGAUGAAGAAAGAGGAUGA